Neohortaea acidophila is the source of this 2483-nucleotide messenger RNA. RefSeq names its product mitogen-activated protein kinase. NCBI's taxonomy places the organism in Eukaryota, Fungi, Ascomycota, Dothideomycetes, Mycosphaerellales, Teratosphaeriaceae. The transcript is spliced from 2 exons. Gene Ontology annotation, molecular function: zinc ion binding; DNA binding; DNA-binding transcription factor activity, RNA polymerase II-specific. Bases 247 to 2325 code for a protein of 692 amino acids. Gene Ontology annotation, biological process: DNA-templated transcription; regulation of DNA-templated transcription. The record is from RefSeq and is a predicted model, not a curated record.
CUCUGAUUCAGUAUUGGAUCAAGACUCUGUCGCAAAAUCUUGUACUUCGUUGCAAGCGCAGGCACCAAGGUCGGGUCGCAAGAUCGUUCCAUCCGCCUGGGUCGGCACAUGUGACAUCGCGCCGUCAAUCCGGACAUAAACCACCCAAGACAGCCAGAACACCACCACUCAUCCGUGAUUACUACUGGGCCUUUCAGGCAUUGACAUUUUCGCCGGCAUGCGAUUGCGCUUUGAAUAAAAUCCACGAUGGAGGCGAAUGGCCGAUCCCCUUCUGGCCAGCUGGUGCCGAUUGCUUCGGCAUCUCCCAGCAAUCCGUCCGGAAGUGCAGCUGGCAGUUGGACGUCCAACAAGACCCCGUCGACGAUGCCUUACACUUGCCAGAACUGCGCAAAACGGAAGAUCAAAUGCGACAAGAUUGCGCCGAUAUGCUCCAGCUGCCGCAAGGGCAGGCUCGACUGCUUCUACCAGGCUCCUCCGCCGCGAAGACGAAAGCGCAAGCUUAGCGACGACAUUAACGAAAAGGUCGCGCGUUACGAGCGCAUCCUCUCAGAAAAUGGACUGCUGCCGGACGAUGGCGAUGCUUCACCUGGACGGCGAGAGCCGGAGCGAACGACUUCCAUCAUGCAAGGGACCGAUUUCAAAACGCCUGGCACACUCCUCUCCAAACAGGGCAAAUCGCGGUACUACGACAGCAACUUCUGGCGACAUAUAAGGCCAGACGACAUCGAGCCUGACUCCGAUGAAGAAGAUGAAGAAAACGAGCGGGGAUUUGACGCCCAGGGAGGCGAUUACUUCUCCGACCCCCUCACCGCCGCCUUCUUGGGCAGUCAGCAGCAAAACCUGCGACCAUACCAUCCAACAUACCAAGAAGCUAUGACUAUGUGGAAAGCAUACGUCGAUAACGUGGAGCCGCUGCAGAAGAUCCUGCACGUUCCGUCCACCCUCGAGCGGCUGCAAGUCAUCGCACAGCAACCCGACAUUGCCACAAAGGCUGACGAAUCUUUGAUGUUUGCCAUCUACCACUUUGCCAUCAUCUCCCUGCCGGAAGACGACUGUGAACGGACAUUUGGCCAGUCAAAAGAUGCGUUGACGCAACGAUACCGUGUUGCAUGUCGACAGGCACUUGUGAAUGCGUCCUUCUUGAAGACAAGCGAGUUGCCUGUACUUCAAGCCUUCACCCUGUACCUGAUUGCGUGCAAACGCUACUAUGACCCUCACACCCUGUUCGUACUGACUGGAGCGAUGAUGCGGAUAGCGCAGCGCAUGGGCAUCCACCGAGAUGGCAAAGGGCUCGGCUUGCCACCCUUCGAAGCGGAGAUACGGCGGCGCACGUUCUAUGUAUGCGUGCCGUUGGAAGGCACCGCCAGUCAGAUGGCGGGAAGUGAGAUGGCUAUUCUACCGGACAGUGCGGAUGUCGACAAGCCCAUGAAUAUCAACGACGAUCAGCUGUGGCCGGGAAUGACGGAGCUACCUAAGGAGCAAAGCGGUGCAACCGACAUGAUUUAUUGUUUGACUCGAGCCACACUCGGAAGAGCGUACGUAGGACUGAGCACCGCGGCUUCGUUGCAGACCGUCGCUGCACACAUCGACGCCGUGGAGCGCGAGGUGGAGGAAAAGUACAUUCGCUACUGCGACAUCCUCAACCCUCUCCACUUCCUCACGGUCAGCUUCGCGAGGGCUGCCAUCUGCGCCAUGCGCAUGCGAUCCCAGCUGUCCCAAUUGAAGGGCUCGAUCAUCCCCACCGAGACGAUCCAAGAAUUAAUACCCCUCGCCCUUCGCAUCCUCGACACCGAUGCAGCAGCUCACGAGACUGUGAACCUCAAAAACUUCUUCUGGCACAUUGGCUCCUUCUUCGUAUGGGGAAGCUUUGACUCCAUCGUGUUCAUCCUAACCACCCUCCGCCGCCCCGACGUCCUUUCCCGCAAGCAGAUCGACGACGCAUGGGACCGAAUGAUCCGCGCGUACAAGCAUCACGACGAGCUCCUCGAGACCAAACGAGCAGUGCAGGUUGCCAUUGGCCGUCUCACGCUCCGGGCGUGGAAGAGCAACCCGCCAACCAAUAAUUUGCCCGAGCCGGCCUUCAUCGCGGCGCUGCGAACGGUGCGCAAAGUGAAUCCUGAUGCGCCCGUGAUGGACCGGAGCAGUAGUGGUACAUUGUCGUCGUUGGGCCCCUCGCCUUCGAGCGAUGCGAAUGCCUUGUUUGGCACGUUUUCAGACGGCACGAAUCUCAAUCUCGACACGGAUUUCAAUCUAGAUACCGCGGAUUGGAUGUUUUGGGAGCAGGUGAUUAAAGACUAUCAGAUGCAAGGUGGAGGGCAGCAGUGAGGUCUCGCUGGCGAUGGAUGUACGGCACUCUCAGGCUCCCGAUCGCCAGCCUGACGUUGCGUGUAGUAUAGUUUUGAAAGUCUCUCGACUCUUCGCAGGACUCGCAUGUAGCAUAGACCAUGCGCAGGCAACAAGAUAAUACAGAAUUAGUUCACACG